CACCGUUCAGUCUGUUUUUUGGAGGGAAAACUUGUCUUUUGGGCCCGUUUUUCGUGAUGAUUUGAUUUGGGCCCUAAAAGCCAGGCAAAAGUCUUGCAACGCUGCUCACAAAUUGUCAGAGUGACAUUCUCGCCACAAACAAAUAAAUGAAUCAAAUUCCUCCUGAAACAGCUCCAGCAGUAACGUAUUGAUUAUUUCUUAAAGCGUGUCAGGGAGUGUUAUGACAGGGAAACAGGUGCGCGGUCAUCAACCCUCGCCGUUGUAAACAUUGAUCUGUGUGAAGAGGCCGAAGAAAUGGCCUCUUCCAGUCAAUUUGCCCCCACAUUGUGACAUUGGCCACGAUGCAGAAGAAGGAAGAAAGCUUCGAGCACAAAAGGCUGGAGCUUGAGGCAUGGCUGCAGCGGAUGGAGGCCCGCCUUGCCUCCAUGGCGGCCGUGGGCCACACCGCCGACGUCCUCGAAGUCCAGCUCAGGGAACAAAAAGGACUUCACGCCGAACUCCACCAGUUCAAAGCACAGAUCGAGGCUUUCAACCAACUCACACAAAGACUGAUCACAGCGCACCAACACGAAGACACCAGCCGCUACAAAAAGACAGCUGAGUACAUCAACCAGCACUACAUUCGUCUGGACGCCUGUGUCAUCAACAGGGGGAAAUUGCUGCACUCAGCCUUGAGCUCCCUUCAGAACCUAGACCGCUCCCUUGACAAAUUCCUCGCGUGGCUCAGUGAAGCCGAGUCCGUGGUGGAGACGCUCGAGGGCGAUGCGGAGUCCCGCAGGGCCGCCCAUCAGUUGAAGGAAUUACAGGCUGAUGUGGAGCGACAAGCCCCAGCUCACGCCGCCCUUCGCUCGUCCAAUUUAGCCCUUCUGGGGACCAUGGCCCCCGAAGACGCCCUAAUGCUCCAAUUGAAGGGCGAUGAGAUGGAGCGGCGGUGGCAAGCCCUGAAGACACGAACCUCCGAUUUGAGAAACCGGCUGGAACACAAUGCCGACUAUUGGAACGCUUUGCUUCUAUCUUUAAGGGAAUUGACCGAAUGGGUGAUACGGAAAGACACAGAGCUGGGGCUAGCAGCCCGCCAGGACGACCACCGAGCGUUCCGCCAACAGCUAGAAGACAAGAGGCCUCUAGUUGAGGCGAGUUUGCGGAGCGCUAGACAGUUCGUAGCGGGGGACCCUUCCGGCGAACUGGCCCGAAACCUGCGGAGGGAAUUGGUCAAACUCUCGGAUAAAUGGAACGCUCUGAUUGAUAAAUCGGACCAGUUGGCCGCGAGGUUCGAACAGAACACUAUUAAAUUGAAACAGCUGACUUUGAAUCUGGAAGAGGCGUCCGCGGCUGUCUCCCGUCUAGAGCGCGCUACGCUUAGCUGGAGUGGCCCCCGGAGUGCAGCCGAGGCUAGGGAACUUUUGGCCAGUUUGCGGAAUUUAGAGACGCAGCUGCCGCAAUUGCAGCGUUCGUUGGAGGAAGCCAGGAUUCAGGCGGCUUCCUUGGGGAAUGCCUUGCCGAAUAAUCUGGCCACACAGCUUGAGGAUUGCAGUGCGAGGUGUAGGGCGCUCCAGGCGGCGAUCAGGGAGAGGCGGGAACAGCUGACUAGCACGACUCAGGGGGAGAUAUCCCCAGGCCCCUCCAGCGUCCAGCCGCCAUGGGAGCGCUCCACCACCCCCAACAAAGUCCCCUAUUACAUCAACCACAGCACCGAGACAACCCAUUGGGAUCACCCCCAAAUGCUCGAACUAGCCACUUCUCUUUUACAACUCAACGAAGUGCGAUUUUCCGCAUACCGAACGGCUUUAAAACUACGAGCAAUUCAGAAGAAACUAUGUCUAGAUUUAGUCAGCAUUAAUGGUGCUUCGGAAGCGUUCGACUUGCACGGCUUGAGAGGCCAGAACGAUAAAUUACUCGACGUGGCCGACAUGAUUUUGGUGUUACGAGCGAUUUAUGCAACUGCAGCUUCGCUACAACCCGCCCUAGUCGAUGUUCCUCUAUGUGUUGACUUAGCUCUGAACUGGCUUCUAAAUGUUUACGACAGUCAGCGGACUGGCCAAUUGAGAGUGCUUAGUUUUAAGGUCGGUUUGACUCUUUUGAGCAAGGGGCAUUUGGAGGACAAGUAUCGCUAUUUGUUCCGACUGAUAGCCGACCCGCAGCAGAAAGCCGACCAGAGGAAGCUCGGUUUGCUCCUCCAUGAUGUCCUCCAAGUCCCGCGCCAGUUGGGCGAAGUUGCUGCGUUCGGUGGCUCAAACAUCGAACCGUCAGUCCGUAGUUGUUUAGGCGAGCGUGAGGACUUGGAAGUGACUCAUUUCCUCGCUUGGUUGAAGCAAGAACCGCAGUCGUUGGUCUGGCUCCCAGUUUUGCAUCGAUUAGCGGCUGCGGAAACCGCCAAACACCAAGCCAAAUGCAACAGUUGUAAACAGUACCCAAUCGUCGGUUUAAGAUACAGGUGUUUGAAAUGUUUCAAUUUCGAUAUGUGUCAGUCCUGUUUCUUCGCCGGGAGGUUGACCAAAGGCCACAAAUUGUCGCAUCCGAUGCAUGAGUAUUGCGCUGCCACCACUUCGGUUGAAGACAUGCGGGACUUCACCAAAGCCUUGAAGAACAAGUUCAAGAGUAAAAGAUACUUCACGAAGCAUCCGCGCGUGGGGUAUUUGCCCGUGAGGUCGGUCUUGGAAGGAGAUGAGCUGGAAAGUCCAGUCGCGUCCCCGCAACACAACGAUAUGCAUUCGAGGCUGGAAAUUUACGCAAGUCGUUUGGCUGAAGUCGAGCUGAGGGCGGCCUCUCCCGAGGACGAGCACCGAUUGAUUGCCGAUUACUGUCAGACGAUUGAAGGCCCAGGGAGUCCAGGGCAACUCAUGUUGGUUAUAGACGAGGAGCAAAGGGCCGAGUUGCAGGAAAUGAUAACUGAGUUGGAGGCGGAAAACGCCGCUUUGAGGCAGGAGUAUGAACAGCUCCAAAGGGGGGCAACUCCACAUCCGCCUCAGCCGCAGCAUGAUGUCCUAGCGGAGGCCAGGCUUUUGAGGCAGCACAAAGGGAGGCUGGAGGCUAGGAUGCAGAUUUUGGAGGAUCAUAAUAGACAGUUGGAGGCACAGUUGCAGAGGCUAAGACAGUUGUUGGAUGAGCCGCCCACUUCGACACUGCAGACUAGGAGUGUCACUGCUUCGCAGUUGAAUCAGGACACUCCGGGGAGAGUCAAUCAACCACCGCCACCUGCUGAUCAUCGCUAAUCAUAUCAUUUCGUCAUAUCAUAGUUGUAAUGCUUGUCUACCAUGUUGAAGUAUACUCCUACUAACCAUAUCGUAAUACACAUCGAUGUGUUCAUUAGUGUUUCGAUGCUAGAUAUUUAUUUUGUUAACGGUUUUUAUUUGCUAGGGUCCCAAAUCAUCAGUUCAAUAAAGUAUUAAAUACCCAAGUCAACAA
Tribolium castaneum (red flour beetle) is the source of this 3405-nucleotide messenger RNA. RefSeq names its product Dystrophin (gene Dys). The record is from RefSeq and is a predicted model, not a curated record. NCBI's taxonomy places the organism in Eukaryota, Metazoa, Arthropoda, Insecta, Coleoptera, Tenebrionidae. Bases 342 to 3212 code for a protein of 956 amino acids. The transcript has 5 exons. Gene Ontology annotation, biological process: synaptic signaling. Gene Ontology annotation, molecular function: protein binding; zinc ion binding. Gene Ontology annotation, cellular component: plasma membrane.